Messenger RNA from Castor canadensis (American beaver), 2447 nucleotides. The record is from RefSeq and is a predicted model, not a curated record. NCBI's taxonomy places the organism in Eukaryota, Metazoa, Chordata, Mammalia, Rodentia, Castoridae.
AUGUGCUCUCCAGUCACAGGCAGCUGUGAGUCCUGCAAGCCAGGCUGGAAUGGAACACUGUGCAAGCAGCGAUGCUCACCUGGUACCUUUGGCGAGAGUUGCAGCCAGCAGUGCCCCCGCUGCCGGCUUGGGGAGCCAUGCCAGACAGAAACCGGGCACUGUCAGAGCUGUGACCCUGGUUGGCUGGGGCCCAGGGGGUGCCCAGGACUGUGCCCAGAAAUCUACCUUGCCCUGAUCCCUGCCCACCUCUGGUUCCUCCCACUCAGCCUGCUCUUCCUUGUUACCCCUAGCUGCAACAGUUCCUGCCCUCCUGGCUUCCAUGGAAACAAUUGUUCUCUGCCCUGCCGAUGUGCCGAGGGACUCUGCCACCCGGUCUCUGGGUCUUGCCAACUGGGCCCUCAUGGCAAGAGUGCCCUCAUUGCAGGCAUCCUUGUGCCUCUGCUGCUGCUCCUCCUGGGCAUCGCCUGCUGUGUCUACUGCCGCUGGACCACUCGGUUGGACCCCAAGGACAGGCCAACAAGAGAUGACCCUGCCUUGUCCAGGAUGAAGCAGCAGGUCUGGGGAGCACUGAGCAGCCUGGGCUCUGCGCUGUCCUGUGGCUCUCUCAGCAACUACAGGCUUCCCUGGGUGACAGUCUCUCACCAUGACCCGGAGGUCCCCUUCAACCACAGUUUCAUUGAGCCGCCCUCUGCCGCCUGGGCCUCUGAUGAUUCCUUCUCUUCUGAUCCUGAGUCUGGAGCAGAGGACGAGGGUCACACCUACUUCGUGCCACCCCAAGAAGGGAUGGUCCUCAUGACCCAAGCAGAGUCACCAGAGGUCAGCCUGGCUGGAGGCUCCUUCUCUCCCCCUGAGGAUGCCUCCACACCAUUCCCUAUCCCACGCACGUCCAGCCUGGCACGGGCCAAGCGGCCAUCGGUCUCCUUUGCUGAAGGCACCAAGUUUGCACCACAGAGCUGUCGAAGUUCAGGGGAGCUCUCCAGUCCAAUUCGAAAGCCCAAGAGGCUCUCCAAGGGGGCCCAGCCACGGCAUGAGGGCCAGGAGCCUGAGGACUCCGCAGGCCCAGAGCAAGCAAAAAUGGAGGGGGCGUCUCCUACUGCUGCCAACCCUGGAGAUGCUAGCUGCCACCAAGUCCCUCCUUGUGGCCAGAAAGCAGCUGAGCGUGUGGAAAUCAUCAAUGGCAGUGUCCAGGAGAACCCUGGCGCUGUAGCCACAAUCUACAUGUUGGCAGGGAAGCCCCAGAAAUCUGAGGGUCCUGGCCGGUCUGUUUUCCACCGUUUUGGUAACUUCCAGAAAGGCCUGGCAGAACCAGGCAGGAAGAGUGCCUUCCCUAAGCCUUUACUCCGAGCCCUGGGUCAGAACAAGGGCAAUCUGAGUCCUGGCUUAGCCUCCAAUGACAAGUUCAUGGAGGUCAUGGGAGUUAGGCCAGGGGAAAUGUCCAGGGCUGGGGAUGGUAUUGAGGGCACAGGGAGGAUCCAGGAGCAGAUCUCUGGGAAGUCCCCAGAACAGGAGCUCCAGAAGCAAGCUGAAGAGGAGGGGCAGGAAGAGCCCCUGUAUGAGAAUGUCGUGCUCAUGUCCGGGCCGCCACAGCACUGAGGACCUUGAAUUUGUGGGGAAACCUAUGGAUGGGGUGCAGAGGGGAUGGUGAGAGCACCAGAACUGUCCAUGGGCCAGAUUGUACUUUGUGUUGGAAAAUGAUCCUGGGGCCAGAAAAGACAUACCAGAGCCUCUGCUCUGGAAGAGGCUAGGGUUAGAGGCCAGCUGGCUGCGGGCCCUGGCAGUACCCCCAGAGCCUGUCUGGAAGGCCUGGGCAGAGACCCUGCAGGACGGUGCCAGGAAGAGGAGGGAAGAGAUGUCUGCAGGGACUUUUUGUCUGCUGCCCUGGAUCCUGCCCCAAAGAACUGUGUCUUUCCUUCAUUUGCAAAAUAUUUUCCUGACAUGGGAAACAACCUAAAUGUUUAAGCGAAUAUUUCCCAUGAUCUGUUGCAAUACCGCCACUAAAAAUCAUGUCGUGCAAAACAUUUAAUCAUGAGAGAAUGCUCAUGCUAGGCUGAGUGUGUAAAAACUUGCAGAGCUGGAGGUGUGGCUCAAGUGCCAGAGCAAGCUCAGGCCCUGAGAUCAAACCCCAGAACCGACAAAAAUGAACAAACAAAAAAAGUAAGUUACAAAUUAGGGAACAGUACAGUGCCAUUCUUUUCUUAGUUAUCAUUUUCUUUUUUUCUAGUGCUGGGCAUUGAACCCGGGGCUUCAGGAUGCUAAGCAAGCGCUCUACUUCUGAGCUACACCACCAACUCCCCUUCCAUUGUUUUCUUUUUAAAAACUUUAUUUCUUUUAAUCUCAGGAUACACAUUUGGAAUUCUCCCUUUUUGUGUAUGUCUAGUGACUGUUUUAUGAAUUGUUUUUAAAAAGGAUGUGCAUAAAAAAGAUUCAAAGGAAAAGCAUCCAAUUGU